Molecule: messenger RNA, 1035 nt
Organism: Cyclocybe aegerita
Lineage: Eukaryota; Fungi; Basidiomycota; Agaricomycetes; Agaricales; Hemipholiotaceae
Source: the annotation of a GenBank genome assembly
AUGUCAGCCACGCACUCGUCUGACCUUGCGGUCAAACCCAUUCAACGAGUUGAUUCUGGCGAGACAGAUGAAUCACCCUUUGGAUCAAAUCUAGUAACACCUGAGGACGAAGACCCGUAUUCUAGCUUGGGGAUACACGAACGCCUGGAUGCUGCUAAUGCCGCCCUAGGCUACUUCGCCUCGAAGGACGUUCGCCCAGAAAUUAACCCGCCCUCCAUCGUCGUUCAAGCAAGCGAGACCGAGGAACACGCCAUUCAACCGUCGCCCAAUACACCACAGGCUCGGCAUCUGUUUGUCGAAGAACAAAUCCAUGUCGUAGAAAUACCUGCCGCGGAGAAACAGGACGGUUCGGAUGCAGUAUUCCCGACGUCUGAUUCAGAAGAAAGCAUGCUUUCAUCCGCUUCUGAAAGCAUACGUGCGAGGUCGAGGAGAGGAAGCAUUUAUACGCUGCCCAAUGACCAUAUAUUCGUCGCGGCUCCUCCAAACACCCCCGUUCCCAGUGCAGAAACACAAGAAGAUACUCAUGGUGGCAUAGACGAACCAGGCACCAGCGGAUUGGCAACCUUUUCCACCGUCAACAUGGAACGUCUCGUCAGGAACCUCGAUAUGCACUCCCUUUCUUCGCUCGCCCUCAAGGUCAUAUUUUUCGUACCUUGGUGCAUUGCCGUUGGUGGCUCUCUCGUCCUCGCACCCGAUCAUGUCGACUGCAUCGCCUUCGGUCUGGGAUAUCUUGAACCUCCACCAACUCCAAUCCAUCGCUUCUCUCACUGGGCGAACUAUGGCCUGCAAUAUGUCAGCAUCUUCCUAGCCCUUGUAGCAAUGAUCGUCUAUUCCUUCCCUUCGAGUGGUCUUGUCCUCUGCGGCGGAUUGCUCGCUCAGUUCUCCUGGGAAUGGCACGCUUUCUUAGCUGAUCGCACAAAGUCUUUGGGGUCUGAUGACCGUCAGACCGUGCAUCUGCUCGCGACGACCAUUUGGCUCAAGGGCGAUACACCCCAGAUCACGAAACGCGGGGAAGACUACUACUGCUUGGCAUGA